AGGGCUACAAGUACACAGCGUUAUGAAGCGUUGGGUGCGCAGUACUCUCGCCCUCGUUCUGGUGGCAUGGGCCCUUGCGGUGCCUGCCCUGGCCGACGACGUCGAGUGCAGUCCGGAGGAGGAGGAGCGAGUCAUCACAAACAUGAGUGACCGCAAGCGGCUGGCAGUCCUGCUCAUCCUGUCCACGCUCAUUGCUACCACCAUUUGCUUUGAGCUGGCCAAGGACAAGCUGGAGGAGCUUGUGGAAGGCCCGAUGCAGCCGAUUCUAGACUCGAUGUGGGGAGAGCUGACGGUUUUAGGCUUCCUCGGCCUCAUGACGUUCAUCAUCCAACGGACUGGGUGGCUGUCGCGGCUCUCGUGCUCACAGUUUGCCGACAACUCAACGCUGCCCGAGGCGGUAGAGACGACGCACAUGCUCAUCUUUGCAGUGAUGGUCAUGUUCAUCUGCGAGGUUGUUCUUCUGGUACUCAUUGGUAAGCGUAUCAUGCGCAAAUGGCGGCAGCUGGAGCUUGGGACGGACGAGCUGAGCGAGAUGGAGGAGGUGGCCCACGACUGGGUCUCGCACGUCCACUCGGACUCGAACUGGGACUGCGGGAUGUACAUGCUGUCGAUGAAGUCGUCGGUCCGCGAGAAGCUCGAGUACAUGCUGCUUCGAGCGCAGUUUGUGAAGCAGCACGACUCGUGCGGCGACGACUUUGACUUUGCGCAGUACUUGGCGAUUGUUCUCGGUGAGGAGCUCGGCGAGAUUGUCGAGGUCCAGCUCACCACGUGGCUCGCGCUCGAGGUCCUCUUUGUCUGCUUCUACUUUUACUUUGCGCUCGCCGAUGAGGCGAUUGUGGGCGGCGUCAUCGGCGUCGCCUUCUUGCUCUUCGUCUUUCUCCUCUUCGUCAAGGCCAAGCUCAACAAAGUGCACUCGAUGCUGACGCCCAAGCCUGCGCCGGGUGUCUCACUCGACUCGAGCGAGACAGAUCCGUUGGUGGCGCUGCAGAAUGCGGCCCAGCCGACGUUUGUGCUCCAGCCACUGAAGCAGCGGAGCUGGCUGGGGCGUCUCAUUCUGGGCGAGCCACCCAAUAAGCACGAGCGGCUGUUUUGGCUCGAUCGGCACGGCCCACGGGCGCUGUACGUCAUUAUCCAGUUCUCACUGCUGUUCAUCGCGCUCUACAUCGCCGUCAUGUCCAUCUACAUCUCACCGGUCAUCCUCAACCUCGAGGUGGAAACCGCUGUCAAGGUCACGCUCCUUGCUGCGGGCUACGUCCCGAUUCUGCUUGCACUCCUCUGGCUCAUGCCUGUUAUUAUUGCGCGAUACGUCGAAGUGUGCAACAUCGAGAUGCUCAAGCGCGAGCCAAUCAUCAAGGAUGUGGUGCGGUCGCUGAAGACCGCCAAGGCUCUGCGUGCCAUCCGCAUGCUCCAUGUCAUCGCCUUUACACAAGUCCACCGUGAGCGACGUGAGCGGUCCGAGGGCGCCGGCACGCUGACCAUCAAUGGUGAUAGUCCAACGACGCAUGCUUCGCUCUCGCAGCGCUCGCUUGACGGGGAGUCGCGGGUCAUUCUGGAGUCGAUUGUUGCACACCACCACCUGUCAGACGACCGCGAGGCCGAGCUGCGUGAGAUGUUCGAGCUCUUUGACGAGGACGGCUCAGGCUGCCUCGACAUCGACGAGCUGGGAAGGUUGAUGACCAAGCUUGGGACGCCCAUUGAUGCGCAGAUUCUACGGGCCAUGGUGGCUGCGGUUGAUGACGACGGCGACAUGGAGCUCGAUUGCGACGAGUACGUGGAGCUUCUCUCGGCGUACGAGGCGGUCAAGGUCAUGGACUCUGAGCUCUCUGUUAAGCUCAUGUUUAACAUGCUGGACGCCGACGGCGACGGUUCCAUCUCGCUCACCGAGCUGCGCGAGGCGCUCAACUCUCUCGGCAACGGCGAAGCAUUCUCCUACACAGAGGUCGAGGAGCUGCUCCGCGACAUCGAUGAGGACGGUGACGGUGAGAUUGAUUUGGAAGAGUUGGGCGCACUGAUGCGGACCAUGAUGCAAUAAGUGAGAUAGCGCAAAAAGGGGG
Molecule: messenger RNA, 2054 nt
Organism: Thecamonas trahens ATCC 50062
Lineage: Eukaryota; Apusomonadida; Apusomonadidae
Product: calmodulin mutant syncam9
Exons: 2
Coding region: 23-2032 (669 amino acids)
Biological process (GO): defense response
Cellular component (GO): membrane
Molecular function (GO): calcium ion binding
Source: RefSeq, a predicted model, not a curated record